Molecule: messenger RNA, 330 nt
Organism: Geodia barretti
Lineage: Eukaryota; Metazoa; Porifera; Demospongiae; Tetractinellida; Geodiidae
Source: the annotation of a GenBank genome assembly
AUGUCCCGCUACGGCGUUGACCGCGCGGUGAAUGGGGUUUUCGGCACGACGGUGCUCGGCACAUUCGCGGUAAACAUCAGCGGGUCGUUUCUGCUUGGGCUGCUGGUGGCUGCGGGGGCUGGACGGAUGGGUCUGCCGGACGAAGCAAGGGCGUUUGCCGCGGUGGGCUUUCUUGGCUCGUACACGACAUUUUCAACGCUCACGGUUGCCAGCGUACAGUUAGCGGGCGACGGCGACUGGUUCCGCGCCGCGGUGAAUGUCAUAGGGAGUAUAGUGGUCGGUGUAAUCGCGGCGUUCGCGGGUAUUGCUGUGGGCAGGGCGGUGCUUUAG